Molecule: messenger RNA, 3006 nt
Organism: Dryobates pubescens (Downy woodpecker)
Lineage: Eukaryota; Metazoa; Chordata; Aves; Piciformes; Picidae
Gene: PARVB
Product: parvin beta
Exons: 13
Coding region: 196-1293 (365 amino acids)
Biological process (GO): substrate adhesion-dependent cell spreading; establishment or maintenance of cell polarity; lamellipodium assembly
Cellular component (GO): lamellipodium; cytoplasm; actin cytoskeleton
Molecular function (GO): actin binding
Source: RefSeq, a predicted model, not a curated record
CGCUGUGGCCGCCGGCAGUGGCUCCCAGCCCGUCCCCUGCCCUCCGUGCGGCUCCGGCUUGCCCACCCCGCUGCCUCCCGCUCCCUGCCGGCUCCCCUGCCUCGGUUCCCGGCGGGCCCGGGCGAUCCGGCAGCUCCCGGGCUUUGUUCGGCUCCGCCGGCCGCUUCAUCCGCAGGGCAUCCUCCGACAAAGCCGAUGUCUGCCGCGCCCGUCCGAUCCCCGACGCUGCGGCCCCACAGGAUGAAGAAAGACGAGUCGUUCCUAGGCAAGCUAGGCGGGACGCUGGCGAGGAAGAAGAAAGCCAAGGAGGUGAGUGACCUCCAAGAAGAGGGUAAAAAUGCUAUCAAUGCACCAAUGAACCCAAGCACCGUGGACAUCCAUCCAGAAGACACACUAUUAGAGGAGAAUGAGGAACGCACUAUGAUUGAUCCUAACUCAAAAGAAGACCCCAAGUUCAAGGAACUGAUCAAGGUUCUAAUUGACUGGAUUAAUGAUGUGCUGGUAGAGGAAAGAAUCAUUGUCAAACAACUUGAAGAAGACCUUUAUGAUGGGCAGGUGCUGCAAAAGCUGCUAGAAAAACUGGCUGACCGUAAGCUGAACGUGGCAGAAGUGACACAGUCUGAAAUUGGGCAGAAACAGAAGCUGCAGACAGUCCUGGAAGCUGUCCAUGAUUUACUCCGACCCCACGGCUGGACAAUCAAGUGGAAUGUUGACUCAAUCCAUGGCAAAAAUCUUAUUUCCAUUCUUCACCUUCUGGUAGCGUUGGCAAUGCAUUUCCGGGCUCCCAUUCGACUGCCUGAACAUGUGUCAGUGCAAGUGGUAGUUGUGCGGAAGCGCGAAGGCCUCCUUCAGACCACGCACAUUACGGAGGAGCUGACGACUACAACAGAGAUGAUGAUGGGAAGAUUCGAGCGCGAUGCCUUUGACACUCUUUUCGAUCACGCUCCAGACAAACUCAGCAUAGUCAAAAAGUCUCUGAUCACCUUUGUGAACAAGCACUUGAAUAAACUGAAUUUGGAAGUAACAGAGUUAGAAACCCAGUUUGCAGAUGGUGUUUACUUGGUUUUGCUCAUGGGUCUCCUUGAAGACUAUUUUGUUCCACUUCACAACUUCUACUUAACACCUGAAAGUUUUGAUCAAAAGGUCCAUAAUGUUUCCUUUGCUUUUGAGCUGAUGCAAGAUGGAGGACUGAAGAAGCCCAAAGCUCGCCCUGAAGAUGUUGUCAACUUGGAUCUGAAGUCUACUCUCAGGGUUCUAUACAACCUGUUCACAAAGUACAAGAAUGUUGAAUGAUCCUGGAAGCUGCUGAGGUCUUCAUUCUUCCAACCUCCUGAGGCAGAAAUCACAAUGAACUCCCUCUGCAUGCUCCCAUUGUGCCUUAUGCUAUACUUAUGCAUUCUCUCUACAGCUGUGGUCUCUCUAUAGCUGUUUGCCUGACAUUCCCACUGGAAGUAAUACAAGUGUAUUCUCUAGGUCACUUGAAAAAUAUGUAGGUAUGUCACACUUUUACCCAAAGAUAUUGCUGGUUCUGUUGUUUGUGAUGAUCAACAUGUUCUUUUGAUAAAGGAAAUAUACCACUAACCCCUAUCCCACUGAGCAGGGAAAACAUCAGACCUUCCUCGUGGCUGGAGAGUCUUCAGUCCUACAGUUCACUUUCUUUUACAUACUCCUCGGUUGCAACUGGUAUUUGAUGAUUUUCCCAUCUUAAUUGUUAUCAAUAGAAAGUCAGCACUGACAUUUAUUUGGAAGGUGACCCUUUUCUGUUAGAAAUAAGGGUUUCUGUGUGCUGUUGGGGGAGUGGGGAUGAGGGGAAUUACAAGCACUGUCUGAGGCUGAUGGCAAAAGCUUCAGGUUUUGUGUUAAUCAUAUGCUACUCAGUGUUAUUUCCAUACACUGCUUACACAGAAUAUACCUUGCAAUGGGAUCAGCAGCUAAUCUUUUUGAUGUCCACUUUUUAAUUCAUCUCCUGACUAGGAGAAAUUUAUUUGCUAGAGCCACUGUCACCUGUUAAUCAUAGAGCUUCAAUCAGGUCAGUCAGGAACUGGUUAGAUGGGCACAGGCUGGAAUCCCAGUCCCUGGAGGUAAGAGAGGAAGUCUGGAGAAUGGAAAACUCUCCCUGGGUCAGUGAGGACUGUGUUAGAAAUCACUUGGGCAGAGGUCUGUGGAUAAAUGUUGCAGAGGGAAAACACGUUUUGCAUUCCUUGUUGCCCUGCUGUCUAGCCAGGUCUCUCUUCCUGUAGGUACUACACUUAUUGUUAACCAGAUUCACAGUAGGGUGGGUUUAACUGAACUGGAGCUUCAUCCUGAUCAAUCCAGUUUCCAGGAAGAGCAAUGUGGGUAAAGCUGCCUUAAACUCCUGCUCUUCUCUCCUUUCUGCUGCCCAUGUGUGGUACUUUUUCCUCUCAAAAAGAUAAGUCAAUGUGAACAUUUUUAUUCAAGACCUCUUUGUGAUACUGGAGUUUUAGAUCUGUUCCCAGGGAGUCAGUGGGAUGGAUCUGAAUGCUCUUGAGUUCAUCUGGAGAGCUGAAUGCUCUGCAGCAUUACAGCUUCCACAUUUGUCAGUACUUAAGGAACAUCUGUCUUUUCCAGUCCACAGCACUUGCCUUUUAGAUGCAUCUGCUCGACAUACUGACUUACAGUGAGCCUUAUUAGCACAGAAGCAGCACAGCUACUCCUCAGCUGCAUCCUGUUUCUGAAGAUGAAAACCCAACAGUGGCAGAUUUUUGGAGAUCAGUUUAAGCCUCCUGGGACUUUUAACCCCUCUUCCUCCCAGCCCAGUGCUUUCAGUAUUAAUGGAUUUUUUUAAAGAGGUUUUUUUCUACUCUUUUUUAACAGUGUUUACUCUGGAUUUCUAACUACUUAAAACCAGCCUUACAGAUAAAAUUCUGGACUUGUCAUGGCCUUUGUGACAAGAGUUGUGUACUGUGAGCAAGUCAAAAUGCAAUGCUAUGUUUGCUAAAAAUGCCAGCACGAGUGUUAUGCAUGGUCUGUGACAGUUGUGCUAUU